AUGAUCUUCUUCCACAAGUUCCUCGUUGAAAUCUUCUUUUUUUCCUUUUUAGCGGACUUCGUGGAUGAUGUAGUGAUUUUAGUGUGCACGGAUGCAAGUACUUUAGUUGUCUAUAAAGACAACAUUGUGGAAUGGAACUGCAAGUUGCCCACAACACCUUUAGUUAUUAAAAUAGCAAAUUUUCAGUCCAUAAAAGGAUUGAUAGUUACUCUUACUGAUCUUGGCCAAUUGAACAUCGUGUACAUGGGAACACAACAAGUUGAAUACAGCUUUCUUCAAGCUCCUCAGCGACCUAUUAACUAUGAACGUGGGAUGAAGGAAGUCCAGCAACUGAAAAAAUCCCUUCGUGCAGGGCACUUGAAAGAAUUAAAUCCGAAAGAAAAAGAAAAAGAAAUAGAACUCAAUCUGAAUCUUGAUGCCCAAACGUGCUCCGAGUACUUGGAAACGCAACACUUAGCUGAGGCAAUCAAGGGAAAUCUAACAAUUGCCAUGCCAAAAAACCAAAAUGCUAAUAUACGAGUGUUUUUUACUUGCGAUUCGUUAAUCGUUGCUACACCAUCUGAAACUUGCCUUCAGCUCGACGGCGAAGGACAAGCUGCGUUACCAAUGAUGUUCCAUGCUGUUCCCUCUAAAUGCGAAAUGGUUGCUUCGCUACAUGUUGAAGUUUCUGUCGUCACUGUUUUGGCUGGAGCUUCAUCGAUGACUCGACAAUUCAUCUUACCACUGCAACUUGUUAUGAAGCUGUCGGUGCCAGUCCGUGAAGCCCGUGUUAAGGUAACAUUGUCAGCAAACCAGCCAGCUGCCAGUUUGGCUCAAUUAUUUCAAGAUUUUACACUCGACGAAUCUGCGUCUAAUCUGAUUGCUUUAAAACAUUUCAAUGGCACGGUGGUCUCUAUUCUGGUGUCGAAAACUACAAACAAGUACAGGUUGCAAUCAGAUAGUUUGGCUGCAUUAGCCCUACUAGUCGAUGAGUUGCAAAGACGUUUACAUCUUUACUUUUCGGCAUCGACAAAUCUACAAAUGAAUUUAGAUUCGCCCUUACCCGUGCAGGAAACCUGGAAUCAGAUUGAAACACACUACUCAAACUACGUCGAGUUGAAAAAAGAAACGAUUAAACUUGGCCAAGCAACCCGUCAAUUUCAGAUCAUUCAGCGAGUGUUCCACAACAAAAUUCUGACUACCAAAACAGUUGGACUCACGGAAGGCAUUUUUGCUGCCGUACAGUUAGCUCAUGAACACGUAACGCUUUCUAUCCAACAAGUCGAGCGUUUUCAAGAGGACUUCAAGAAUGCCACACAAAUGCUGGGAGGUUCUCUGAAAUGUUUGCUGACUUUACUCAAAGUGGAGAAAAACAGCAGUGACAAACAAAGAAGUGUCAGGUUACUCGAAAAAGCUCUGCUUCCUGUCGAACAACUGGAUUUUGAUCAAUCGUGGCAGCAAAUUGUGGAAAGUAAACUGAAUUACCUCGUCAGACAAAGAUCCCUUCCAGCAGCGCCAACAACAACAGCUACAGUUACAAGCUCCGACAAAGAAUUCAAUUUAACCAACUUAAAAAAAAUAUUCUUUCAAGCUCUUGAUAACUUAAAAAAAGAGUCUCAGUCGUGAAUAGCACAAGUCGAAUACAGCAGUCUACUGAU
This is a messenger RNA of Daphnia magna, 1637 nucleotides long. RefSeq names its product protein PTHB1 (gene BBS9). NCBI's taxonomy places the organism in Eukaryota, Metazoa, Arthropoda, Branchiopoda, Diplostraca, Daphniidae. The record is from RefSeq and is a predicted model, not a curated record. The coding region runs from base 1 to 1605 and encodes 534 amino acids. Gene Ontology annotation, cellular component: membrane; BBSome. The transcript has 8 exons. Gene Ontology annotation, biological process: cilium assembly.